CCCGAAUCCGAUAUCCACAAACCCGAAUCCGCUACGUCACUCUCAAACGUCUCACGGGCCCAACGAAGCGCGCAUCGAGUGCUUUCGGGCGGCGCGAAAAAAGGGUUUUGCUGAUUCUUGUUCGAGAUGGCAACUGAGAACAAGCCUGCUGUGUCGGAAGAUGCAAAGAUCGAUCUCUUCGAGGAUGAUGACGAGUUCGAAGAGUUUGAGAUAGAUGAAGAGUGGGAUGACAAAGAAGGCAAAGAAACCUUGCAGCAAUGGGAGGAUGAUUGGGAUGAUGAUGAUGUGAAUGAUGAUUUCUCGUUGCAGUUGAAGAAUGAGCUUGAUAGCAACUCUCAGAAGAAAUAGGCUGUGGAGUCCUAAAGCCAGAGAAUCGGUGAAUCAAUUGGAUGUCUUCUUAGCAAUUCUCUCUUAAAGAUCAGUUGUUGUGCAAACUAUGCUGUUCUUUUUAUGUAAACCAGAAUCUAUAACAUGUUUUAGGUUUCUGAUCCGGAUAUUCCAAACAGUGGGGCUAUGGUUAAAUAGAUCUUCUUUCAUGUCAAUGAAGAGUACAAUGGUCUUUGGUU
Dioscorea cayenensis subsp. rotundata (Guinea yam) is the source of this 566-nucleotide messenger RNA. RefSeq names its product protein DELETION OF SUV3 SUPPRESSOR 1(I)-like. Lineage: Eukaryota; Viridiplantae; Streptophyta; Magnoliopsida; Dioscoreales; Dioscoreaceae. Gene Ontology annotation, biological process: proteasome assembly; double-strand break repair via homologous recombination; mRNA export from nucleus. The transcript has 3 exons. The coding region runs from base 127 to 348 and encodes 73 amino acids. Gene Ontology annotation, cellular component: proteasome regulatory particle, lid subcomplex; proteasome complex. The record is from RefSeq and is a predicted model, not a curated record.